Messenger RNA from Megalops cyprinoides (Indo-Pacific tarpon), 1221 nucleotides. RefSeq names its product FXYD domain-containing ion transport regulator 3-like. The record is from RefSeq and is a predicted model, not a curated record. The coding region runs from base 181 to 453 and encodes 90 amino acids. Gene Ontology annotation, biological process: regulation of sodium ion transmembrane transporter activity. Gene Ontology annotation, molecular function: sodium channel regulator activity. Gene Ontology annotation, cellular component: membrane. The transcript has 8 exons. Lineage: Eukaryota; Metazoa; Chordata; Actinopteri; Elopiformes; Megalopidae.
CAUACUCAACCCUUUCAAAACUGAACCAACCUGUUGAGCGUCAGAGAAAAGGGUGUCGGCAUCUGCCUAAGUCAAUAGAAGCGCUUGGUCUUAUGUAUCGCUAGGGUGAGUCUUCCUGAUUUUUCCACAAACGCCCUCCUGCUUCACUCCGCGCCUGUUAGAGCGAGACUCAGUCUGAAGAUGGCCAAGAUCACCGCACUGCUGCUCAUCACAUUUCUGUCUGUCGUUUAUGCAGAGGAGAAACACAUUGAAGAUGAUGCUUUUACUUUUGAUUAUCACAGACUGCGUGUGGGGGGUCUCAUUCUGGCUGCAGUCUUGUGUCUCAUUGGUAUCACUAUUCUUCUGAGUGGACACUGUAGAUGCAAGUUCAACCAGGACAAAAGGCGGAGGGCAGGAAGCAGUGCUGCCACCCAACAGAUGCUCAAUGAUACAGUGCGAGCCAGUGAAUGCUAGAGUGAAGCGGGGGAGUGAAUGGGAGCCGAAUCCUGCUGCUGACGAAAGAGAGGAUGGAGCGCAGGCACAAUGGGAUCUUUUCAGCAUUACAGGAAAUAAAGGUUUAGAGGAGGGUGGCGGUUUGUUCUCUAGAGUUAGUGACACCUGUGGCGGUCUACCUGUGUACCUGCACUGCCGGGUGCUGAUCCUCGCCAGCGCUCACCCCUUAAAGCUGCAAUCUUUAUAUUAUACUGAUUUCCCAGAACAAUGCUGUGUUAUCUGACUGCUUUUUGAGCUUUUUGGUUUAAAAAUGCAUUUGCAAAAGAGCUCAGAUAUUGUACUCUUCCAUUUGGUCAGAUUCCUGUGUGUAUACAUGCUGGCCCUAUACUGUCUGCUGAUAUAAAGAAACACCCUAAAGCAAUGUCAGAAUGUUUCCAAUGGCUGUAUAAUUAUCAAAAGUAAAAUGUUUGCAAGUGUGUUACAUCAAGAAUUAUGAAAAAAUGUUUUUGGCCAUGGGUGCACGUCUUUUCUUUUUUCUAUGUAUACAAGCAAAAGCUAUUUGAACAUAUGACAGUAAGGUGUUUAAAAUCAGCAGCAUUAAUGUUAUGUCUUCAUGUCAUUUGUUUUACAAGCUUUGUCAGCAUACAGUGAGGCAUAUAUAAAACGGUGUCACAAUAAAGAUACUUUUAGAGGUUGUUUAUAUAUGAGAAUGUUCCCUACCUACAGUUAAUGAACAAAUCAAACAUGAAAAGCAUAGAUUACUUCCAAUUAAACUAUUCGAACAACCAA